AUGCAGGAGAAGGUCAAGACGCUGGUGCAUGUUGCGGUUUGUGUCCGCAGUAUGCCACCGGCUGCCGCGAGGUGGUGUCUGGACGAGAGCUGGAUGCGACGAGGCGGUGCAUUUCGCCGCCGCCGCGUGCCAAAGGCUUCGCGAGACUACCAGGACUAUGUAUACGCGCAGACCGCCGCCAUGACUGCCCCAAACCUCCCCUCGCCCAAGCCUGAUGCCAACCGCCAUCCUCACGACGGCCCUGUAGCUCUCCCUCUCUGCUCUCUCCCUGCUGCUGCCACCGACACCGCCACCACGACCGCUACUGCAACCAGCCCGGCCGCCCCAUCCCCAGCCCUCCAACCACGCCCUAUACUCGACCACACGCCAUCCACCAUGGGAGAAAGCACCACCAUGCCACGCCAGCUCGCAAACACGUCCGACUCCACCAUGCCCUCGCGCCGCCCCUCGACUCCCCGCUCGCAAACGGACCCUCAGCCAGACACCAUCGCUUCCCUCUCAACCCACCAACCGAGCACACUGUCCUAUGCCCGCUCUCACCUCCGCUCGCGCAGCGGAUCGGCCAUACCCAUGGCACGAGCCCACUCGCUACCGACUGUCAUGCAACCUGCCUCCAACUUUGUGCUUUCCUCCACCCCACUACAGCUCGCCAGGCCCACGUCCCCUCUGCCCUCGCCAAACCGAACGCGCAGCCCCCGCACGCUCGACUCGCGCCCACUCACCACUCGUCCAGUCUCCAUGGGCUCUUUUGAUGGCGCCCCAAGCGUCUGCGACAUCUCCGAAGACGCAGAGCUCGAGCUCAAGCCCAGAGUGGGCACCACCGUCUCCAACCUCUACAGCAACACCCCUUCGCUCUCCCGGCGACGACGUCCAGUCUCGCCCCUCUACCACGUCUCCAUUCCCUUUGGCCACCCGCCUACCAGCAAUCCUUUUGCUAGCACACCCACCUCGACUGCCUCUUCGCCUCUCUUUGCUCCGGCCAAGUUCAACGAAAACUAUCCUGCCUCGCUUGCAUCUUCGUCUGUCCCCUCUACCCCCACGUCUAUGCGCUCCCGCAGUCCCUCCAUCUCGUCUCUCGAAACCAUCGAAGACAGUCCAGAUGCCGAGGAAGAAGCAAUCGAGGCUGACCGCAUCGCAAAACUAAAGGCCGCUGCCGAUCGCGAGGACGGCGGAGAUGCAAGGAGGUCUAGCUUGGACGGCCCUGAAGGUCGUGGCCGUAGCAGCAUGGGCUUUGGCAAGCGAGAUUCUAGAAAGAGGUGGAGUGUCUGCGGAGCCGAACGACGAGGAGACCUGGACCUCGAGACCAUUUGGGAGGACUAAUCAUGAAAGCAGCAGCAUAUCAACAAGGGUUGCCUGGCGUUACCGCAAGCAUUAUUGCAUUUUCAAAGCACUCAUUUGUCAGCGCGUGGAGUUUUGGUGUUUUGUUCUGCCGUGUUUUUUUGUUUUUUUAUUGCCCAUGUGGUAGCGGACAGAUCCGCGUCUUUCUUGUUUGUUUUUUACAUUACGAUCGCCCAACGUCCCACGAGUCUCGUUUCAUCGAAUGGGAUAGGGUUGCGAAUUUGGUCUCACAGAUAUGUAGCAUGACAUGUUUCCACGAUACGAGACAACUGUCAGCAGAUGAUACCCUCCUUGGUAGGAGCUCUGGUUUUACACAUGAAGAAAUCGAGAGUAUUAGUCAACUCGACCCGUGUGAAGCACGCCUUAGUAAUAGCAAUAUACUAUGAUAAAU
Bipolaris maydis ATCC 48331 is the source of this 1729-nucleotide messenger RNA. RefSeq lists its product as uncharacterized. Lineage: Eukaryota; Fungi; Ascomycota; Dothideomycetes; Pleosporales; Pleosporaceae. The record is from RefSeq and is a predicted model, not a curated record.